This is a messenger RNA of Mixia osmundae IAM 14324, 1319 nucleotides long. RefSeq lists its product as uncharacterized. Bases 125 to 1222 code for a protein of 365 amino acids. The transcript has 5 exons. Gene Ontology annotation, biological process: ergosterol biosynthetic process. The record is from RefSeq and is a predicted model, not a curated record. Gene Ontology annotation, molecular function: C-4 methylsterol oxidase activity; iron ion binding. Lineage: Eukaryota; Fungi; Basidiomycota; Mixiomycetes; Mixiales; Mixiaceae.
CGCAAUCAGCCGCGGCGAAGCUGGAGCCAAGAUUGCCCUGCACGUCCAUCGUGACAUUGUAUAAGAGGCGGUCAUCUGCCUCACGAUUGCCACAAUUGCAUCUUGCUGCGAGAGACGAGCAAAGAUGAAUUCUACCGCACACGCAAAGCAGACUGCAAGCGAAGUAGUGCCAGAGACGGUGUCGACACACUUCUCUGCCGAAGAUGCAGCUAAGCGUAAUGCCGUCGAACGCCGUGCACCACAUACCUGGGAACAGCGAGUCAACGAGAUCGGCGGUCUCCGAGGACUCGUCCUACGUGUUGGUCUAGGACCGCCAGAGAUGUACGCAAAGUCGACAAAGUGGGCGGAUCAGCCAGUGCCUGUCGUCAACAACAUCAGCGAGCACAUCUUUGUGUGGAAGUUCAUCAUACCACCAAUGUUGAUGCAAUGGAUCAGCUACAAAGUCUUUCCCGACCUGCACUGGCACCCCGUCGCAGCUUUCGUACCAUAUGCGUUUUUCUUCAUCCUGCUCGCAGCCUUGACGAUCAAGCGGUUCCACAACUACAUGCUCGAGUAUGGCACAUUCGAUCAAGAAAACAGAGGUCGCGACCAUAUUUCAGACAAGCGCCAUAUGCGACUAGCUACAGGCGCAGUCAUCUUCUUGAUCUUCCGUGUCGUCGGCCUGUUCGCAUACAGCUACGAUCGCACUGUCGCGCCCACGUUGUCGGUGUGGCUACCACUCAAGAUUUUCGCAUUCGAAGUCAUUCUUGACUAUGCCUUCUACUGCUAUCAUCGUUCUUGCCAUCAAGUCAAGUGGCUCUGGAACAUCCAUUCUGGCCAUCACGCCGCGAAGCAUCCUACGCCCGUGCAAGCCAUCCAAGCAGAUAGCUUCCAGGAGGUCAUCGAGCUCUUCAUCGUGCCCACGAUUGCGUAUCUAUCUACCGGCUUCGAUUUCUUCGAUCUUUGGCCGAUCUCAUGCGUCCUCAUCUUUACCGAGAUCUACGGUCACUCUGGAGUCCGCGUAUACUUCCCAACACUCGCCAGCAGCUUUUUGUGGUGGUGGGGUGGCGAAUUGUGCGUGGAAGACCACGAUCUGCAUCAUCGAUACGGACGUAGUGGACAGUCAUAUGGAAAGCAGACUCGCGUCUGGGACUCGAUAUUCGGCACAUGCGCCGAACGAGAGGAUACCGAAGAGUACGCAAUCAUUGGCCCCAAGCGCGUCAAGAAGCAAAAGGUUGCAUGAACCAGGCGCUUGACAAACAUGCACCGCUUCGCAUAGACGAUCCAUUUGUUAUACACUGUAAACCUGAUUGCAUACAUAAGAACGACAUUUCGUCCAU